Molecule: messenger RNA, 1360 nt
Organism: Drosophila subpulchrella
Lineage: Eukaryota; Metazoa; Arthropoda; Insecta; Diptera; Drosophilidae
Exons: 5
Coding region: 336-1190 (284 amino acids)
Biological process (GO): regulation of transcription by RNA polymerase II
Cellular component (GO): transcription regulator complex; nucleus
Molecular function (GO): DNA binding
Source: RefSeq, a predicted model, not a curated record
GUGCCGUGCAGGGCAAAGCGAGUUGGCAGGCCGUCGCGUCGGAAACGAGGGUUGACGAAAGUUGGCCAGGGAAAAAUAUAUAUUUUACCCGACGGGAUGGCUUAAAUAAUUUUCAAGGAUUCUAAGUCGUAGCACAGCUGCAACACUUGUUGGCCGCAAGCAGAAAUCGCAGCGUGUUGCCAUUUGCAAAAAAAACGUGCGACAGCAGCAACUUCUUCGUGCACCGCAGCAACAAGCCACUCAAAACGCGGUUAAAUAAAUUAAUAAUCGUUAUUAAAGCAGAUCAAGAGGUUAAUUAAAGCUUUUAUUAACAGAAUCCAGUUUUAAUCGAUGAAAUGAAUACGCGACGUCGACCCAUUGCUCCAUCGCCGAAUAUUUAUGCCACCAAUGCCAAAAUCUGCCAUUUGGUGGCUCAACAUCCAUGUCUUUACGAUCGCUCCGAUGAGAACUACAUGCGGAAAUCCACUGUGAUAAAUGCCUGGAAGGAUAUAUCCAAAGAGAUGCGAAAUUCGGUCAAGAGCUGCAAGGAUCGCUGGCGCAACAUACGCACCAGCUAUGCCCGCUCCAUAAAGGUGCACCACGGUGCGAAUACUUAUUACCUGAAAGACGAGCUGCAGUUCCUGCAGAAGCACAUCACUCCCGGAAUUCCCGUCCCGCUGAGGGGUCGUCGCUCAAGACCCAAGGGCCAAGAGGAGCUGGAGGAGCAGGACGACGGGCAGCACGAAACGCCUGUAGAGACUAUGCUCGAGAUGAAGAUGUCGCCGAGCAGUCCGGAAACGGGGCAUGCGCAGAGCCGCGACAGCAACGAUUCCGAAUCCGAGGAUGAGGCGGAUGACGAAAUGCGUUCCUGGCAAUCACGGGCCAGAAAGCGUAUGCGUUUGGAGAGCAAAGAGUCCAAGACAUCUAUCUGCAAUGCUGAAGCUUCGCCAACCAUGGAUUUCGAUGACGCAUUCCUGCAGGGACUUCGUCCCGAAAUCCAGCACAUGAACUUCCACCAAAAGCUGUACUUCAAGCGUCGUGUCUACGAACUGCUCGGCGAGAUAUUUCAUUCCGACGAGCCAGCCUCACCCAAGGUCAAUGGGACGCUACCAGCGACCUCUACAACACCCUCACCCUCGGUUUCCCUGCAGCACUUGGGGCUGACGUUGCAGCUGCCCAAGCUGAUGACAAAGCCAGCCAAAGAUGUCUAACUUCCGAGGCUUCAAUCGACUGAUUUCGAAUUUAUGUACAGUACUAGGACAAAUACUAUUUUAAGUUGUUUUUUAACAUGUUCGAAGAAUGUAUAAGCUAACUGCAAGGAGCAGUUAAGAGUCCAUUAUGAAGUUGACAUAAAUAUAAACAAAUUUUAUAAAUCUCAAAA